AUGAUCAACCACUCGUCGCUGCAGGAGUUUAACUGCCCGAAACCGGAACCGAUCCCGAGCGCAACGCUGAAUGGCAAACUGUACUAUCGGGGUGGCAAGCCGCCGGUCGGCAAGCUGCAGCCGGGCAAGGUCGACCUCAUGCUCUUCGCCCCGCUGCGCGGUUUGAACGAGAACGAGGAAGUCAAGUUCCUUUACGGCCCGCAUUCGAACGCAAUGCUCUUUGCCGAGUACGGAUUCACGGAAACCCACGACGACAGCGAGGACGGCGCCGGCGUGUUCUGGCCGAACGGCGACGUCGACGUGAACCCCUGGGUUGAGGCUAUGUGGGAGAGCCAGCUCGGCGGGACGGAGGAGGGCGAGCGCAAGCGUGCCUUCCUCGAGGACGAGGGGAUGUGGGGCCACAACCGCCUGGCUGCGAACGGUGGCGAGCCGGCUCCCAGCACCGGCCUGAUGCUCACGCUCCUUGUCAUGGUCACGCCCCCGGAGGAGUUCCCGACCAUUGUCGCGACCAGCCGCCACGGUGGCCUCAAGAGCCGUGCCUUCACGCGCCCCCUGAAGCAGGCAGCCUACCGUCAGCUCGCCGGCCUGUGCCAGGACGUGCUGCUCGAGGCACUCGAGAGUGGGAAGAAGGUCGACAAGCUCGCGAAGACGAUUCGCGCUGAUGACGAGGACAGGAAUAGCAAGGAGAUUGCUGUGCGCUCCGUCCGCGGCCUGAUCCGGGAGCAGGAGAGUAUCAGCAGGACGAUCCUCGACGUUGUCGAGAGCGGCGCGGGUAUCCCGGGCUUCUGA
Molecule: messenger RNA, 789 nt
Organism: Trichosporon asahii var. asahii CBS 2479
Lineage: Eukaryota; Fungi; Basidiomycota; Tremellomycetes; Trichosporonales; Trichosporonaceae
Exons: 1
Coding region: 1-789 (262 amino acids)
Source: RefSeq, a predicted model, not a curated record